Molecule: messenger RNA, 5487 nt
Organism: Chironomus riparius
Lineage: Eukaryota; Metazoa; Arthropoda; Insecta; Diptera; Chironomidae
Source: the annotation of a GenBank genome assembly
AUGGCAGUUUUAUUGUUCAUUAUUGCAUCACUUCCAAUGAUACAUGGAAUCAAAAUCAAAGAAUUUCAAUUGUCUCAAGAAAAUCAAAACCUUGUUGAGGCAGUCAAAGUUUUAAGAAAUGACUUGGUAAAAAGUUCUUUAUCGAAAGGAUUUAAAUUAACGCUUGUUCCAGAUCCAGUGCAGAAAGAUAUUCACGAUUUAAUAGCAUUUGAAAUAAUUAAAAACUCAUUUGAGUUCGAAAGCCUUCGAGUUUGUCACAUAACUGCAAUAAUUGCAUUUCCAAAUCGAUACUCAGUUGUUCUAAUUGACAAUAUUAAAGUUUUUAGAGCCAGUAAGCAUCGGAUUGAUUUGACUAAUUUUCAAUAUGCUGGAUUUCAUGUUGUCGUCUUGUUGAAUGGAAAUUUCAAGAAUAUCCAAGAAAUAUUCUCAGUCUUUUGGAAUGAAAACAUUUAUAAUGUCAUGGCACUGAUUAAUCAAAAUGGAACCGUGUUAUUGGAUUUUGAUCCUUAUGGAAAUCCUGAAAAAUGUGGUGAAACAGUUCCAAAAAUCAUCAAUCGAUUUAAAAAUGGAAAGUUUAUCAACAAAAUUGAAGCAGAGAAGAAAUUCAAUAACAUGAAUCGCUGUCCUGUCACAAUCACAACUUUUACGGACACAAUUUCAAUUUUUAGACAGGAAUUUAAAAAUGGGAGCUUCAUUCUUCGAGGAUUUGAAGCACAAAUGAUAAAAACCAUUGCUGCAAUGUUAAAUUUUACAAUUAAUUUGAGAUAUCGUGAUGGAGCACAACAAUGGGGUGCAAUUUAUGACAAUGGCACGUUUACUCGUGGAUUUGGUGAUUUACAUGACAAAACGACUGACAUAUUGCUUGGAAAUCUGUACCUUAAACAGAUUAGAUUAAAGUAUUUUGACACGAGUUCUUCAUAUUUAAAUCAACCUGUGAUUCUAGUGCUGUCGUUGGAACCUAAAUUUAAUAUGUUUGAGAAACUUUUGAGUCUACUCCAAAGUGCUGUGUGGAUAUUCUUGAUAAUUACAAUUUGCAUCGGAAUCUUCGUAAUAUUAAUGAUAAAUCACAAAUUUAAAUUCUUAAAGAACAACAUCUUUGGAACUAGAGUUAAUCAUCCAAUUAUCAAUAUGAUUUCGGCUAUUAUUGGACAGCCACAAACUAUCCUACCUAAGCAAAACUUUGCACGAUUCAUCUUAAUGAUGACUUUGAUUCUAUUCCUUGUCAUUCGAAGCAUUUAUCAAGGAUAUUUAUAUAAAUUUUUACAAUCUGAUGGACGACAUAAAGAGCCACAAACUGUUGAGGAACUUAUUGACAAGAAAUAUGUCUUUGUACUUUAUGAAUCGAAUUUGGAUCUUAUAAGAAGUUUUCAACCAAGAAUUCAAUACAGAAUAAGACCAGCAAGUGGAACUAAAGUCAUAAACUUAGAAACAUUUAUUGGCACAACAGAACGAGUAGCUUACUUCAGUUCUAGAGUUGAGUUAAUCUUCUUCAGCUCAAGACAUGAAGUGUUUCCAUUUAAAAUCUGUAAGGAACAAUUUGCAACCAUCAAUGUUGUGCUGUAUUACAAUAAGAACUUUGUCCUUAAAAAGACAAUUGAUGAAGCAAUCAAUAAAAUUUUAAUUCAUGGAUUUAUGAAGAAUUGGAUGGGAGAAUUCGAUAAACGAGAUAAAUGGAAAUUCAAGGAUAUUAAUCCAAUUGUUAUGACUUUUAACCAUCUUUCUGUGAGCAGCAUAGAAGUAACAAAAUUUGAAUUAUCCAAAGGAAAUAAAAACUUAAUUGAAGCAUUUAAAGCGAUUCGAAGUUUCUUAAUCAAGAAAUCGUCUGCAAAAAGAUUCAAUUUGAUGUCAAUUCAUGAUCCAGACCACAAAGACGUUCACGAAGCUGUAAAAGAUGAAAUAAUUAAGAAUGCAUUUGAUAUGGAAAGUAUUCGGAUGUGUGACAUAGAUUUUUUAAUCCCUGGUUUAACCAGAUACUCGGUGCUGCUUGUUGACAAUAUAGAAGCAUUUCGAGAUGUUGAGGAGCAGAUAGUCAUAGAUAAUUUCCAAAAAGCUAUUUUUCCUAUCGUUAUUCUGCUUAAUGGAAAUUUUACGGAUGUCCAUGAAAUAUUUACUAGCUUCUGGUUUAAAACAAUCUAUAAUAUUAUGGCACUGAUUAAUCUAAAUGGAACCAUGCUGCUAAGCUUCGAGCCUUAUGAAGAUCCAAUGAACUGUGGACACACAACACCAAAAGUCAUCAAUAAGUUUGAAGAUGGAAAAUUCUUAAAGAAACUGACUUUGAUUAAAAAGUUUAACAAUCUUAAUUUAUGUCCAAUAACUGUCACAACAUUUGUCAAUGCUGUUGCUGUUUGGAAACAAAUGCAGCCUGACGGAUUCUUCAAGAUUAAUGGAUAUGAGAUCAACAUGAUUAAUACUAUAGCUGAAAUGUUAAACUUCACAUUGGACUUGAAAUUUCGUGACGGAAUUCAGCAAUGGGGAGUUAUUUAUGAGAAUGGAACCUGCACACGUGGAUUUGCUGACUUAAAAGAAUCAAAAACUGAUGUUGCGAUGGGAAAUCUGUUCCUUAGAGAGUCAAGAAUUAAAUAUUUUGAUAGCAGUGCUCCAUACAUGAAUUAUCCAGUUUUUUUCGUGCUGUCACCGGAAAAAAAAUUCAAUAAAUUUGAGAAGCUGUUAAAUCCAUUUGAAGCUCCAGUUUGGAUAACUUUGUUGAUGACAUUCUUUUUUGGCGUUGGAGUCAUUCUGGUUAUAAGCUUAAAAUUUAAAUUAUUAAGAAGUUUUGUGUACGGAGAUGGAGUUAAUCAUCCAAUAACAAAUUUAUUCCUUGUUUUUAUCGGUUCACCACUGCCAGUUCUGCCUAAAAACAAUUUUGCAAGAUUUAUAUUGAUGAUGAUCUCGAUUCUAUGCUUGAUUAUUCGAAGCUUGUACCAAGGAAGCCUAUACAAGUUCUUACAAUCUGAUGGACGUCACAAAGAACCUCAAACGAUUGCCGAACUUGUUGAGAAGGAAUAUACAUUCAUAAUGAGUGAAUCCAAUAUGGACCUAAUCUAUAAGUAUAGAUCAAAAGUUCAUAUCGCUACAAAACCAGCAGAUGGAUAUAUUGACAUGGAUUUAGACGAAUUUGCAGGAACGACAGAAAGAACAGCAACAUUUGGAUCAAAAGUUGAUUUAAUGCAGUACAGCCUGGAUCAUGACAAUUUUCCGUAUAAAGUUUGUAAGGAAAGCUUCUUUACCAUUAACAUCGUGUUGUUCUACAAUAAGAACUUUUUUUUGAAGGAAUCCAUCGAUGAUGCUAUUCAGAGGAUAUUAACUUACGGAUUUAUGGAGCAUUGGGUAAGAGAAUUUGACAAAACUGAUAAAUGGAAGAAUGAAGUUACGCAACCAAGUGUCUUAACCUACUGCCUGCUCGGUUCAUCUGGAUGUGGCAAAACGACAUUAAUUUCAUGCAUCUUAGGAAUCAAAAAAUUAGAUUCUGGGUCUAUAAAAGUUCUACAAGAAAAAGUUUCUCACAAGCAUCUGCUUAGCUGUGUUAAUUCCAUUGGAUAUAUGCCACAAGAGACUUCACUUCCGACAACAAUGUCAAUUAAAGAAACUUUAUACUUUUUUGCAAAUAUCAGUCAAAUGGAUAUGACAAAAUUUAAGGAACGAUAUGAAAUGUUGAUGAACUUGUUGGAACUAGAAUCUACAGAUGCAUUGAUCGAGGAUUUAUCAGGUGGAGAAAAGAGACGAGUUUCAUUUGCUGUAGCUUUAAUUCAUAAUCCACAAUUGCUAAUUCUUGAUGAACCAACUGUUGGACUUGAUGUUGUAAUUGUGCAAAAAAUUUGGAACUUCCUGCGAGACUCAAUAAAACUGAAUGAAAACUUUACAGUCCUAAUGUCAACUCACUAUCCACACGAAGCAGAAAAGGCAGACAUUUGCGGAUUUAUGAGGAAUGGGAAGCUUUUGAUUGCUGAUUCUCCAGAAAAUAUUUUAAAGAAUUUUAAUGCUCAAAAUCUUGAUGAAGCUGCACUAACAUUGUGUUAUGAAAGGAACUCGGUAGAUUUAGAUGUCAUUAUCCAAAAAGAGGAAGUGGAUGAGUUUUUUAAUGCUGAAUUGUUAGACCAGAAUAAGAACUUUAAGUCAAAACGUAGGAUAUGGGAACCAAGGACUAUUAAGGCGUUGAUGUUGAAGAAAUUCUUUUGGACUAAAAAUUCAAAAAGGUAAGCUAUUUAUGACUUAUUUAGGGAGGGGGGGGGGGGGGGGAGAAAUGGCAGUCAGCAACAAAAGAACAACAGAAAUUCCGAACGUCAUAAGUUAACGACCCAUAUGUACUUUGAGAACCAAAUUGAAGCGUGCAGCUACAUCAUCUUAGCAACUCUACUACCUCCUUUAUAUUUAUUCGUGUUGCUAAUAUUCACCAUAGGUAGGGAUCCACAAGGCUUAAAAAUCGGAAUACUUAAUGAAGAAGAUGUAGAUUGCAAGAUAUUAAUUUCCAGAAACAAUUCCUAUGAUUGCAAAAACGAAGGACUUUCAUGUCUUUUUAUCAACUCAAUUCCAGAUCAUAAACUUCAUAAAGUUUCAUAUGAAAAUCUUGAAAAAAUUAAAAAUGACACUAGAAGUGGACAAAUUGAAGGAUAUAUACACAUCCCUCAAAACUUUUCAAGAGAUUUUCUAAACAUUAAAAAUAUUUUCGACAUUCUGGAACUAAGGAACAGUCACAUAAGUGUGUAUCUAGAUCAAGCUGAAAUUUAUAAACAAGGAUUUGCCAAAGCUACUGUAGCAAGUGCCUAUGAAGAUUUUAUUGACGAAACCAUGCCAAAAUGUAAUCGAAAGCCUGAAAUGUACAAAAGCAACAUAAUUUUUAGAAGCUACAAAGAUGAAAAGUUGAAGAUAGACUUCGAGAGUAAGAGAUCAACAAUUCCAGCUGUGUUAUUGCUCUUCACCGUAGCUAGUGGAAUCAACUUACUGGUCUUUUCGCUGCAUCAGUACAAGCUUGAAAAAGUUUGGGAUCGAAUCCUACUUUGUGGCGUCAACAUUCAUCAGCUGUUGAUCAUUGAAGUCAUCUUAAGCUUAAUCAUAGCUUUAUCACAUGUUGCACAAACUUUAAUGAUCAAAAUAAUAUUCUGGGACUUUAUAUACAUUGAGAACUAUGUGGCGCUAAUUGCAUUAGUAGCACUUAUAAGUUUAGCUGGAAGCAUGAAUGGAUUAUUUGUAGCUACUUUAAUCGACAACUUUUUUGCACUUUCAUCCAUCUGCUUUGGUUUGAUGAUGAUUUAUUGUCUAUCUGGAGGUUCUGUACUGCCUUUUGAAAGAAUGGAUCCAUAUCUGAAAAUAUUCAUGAGGUAUUUACCUACUGGAUUGCCAUCAAUUGCAUUUACUAAUGUUGUAUUUAAAGGACAUGGAUUUAAUGAUUUAAAUGUUAAUUUUAGCAUUUUGUUAUUGAUUUUGUGGAUUGUUGUAUUUUUUGUGAUAAGUUAUGUACAUUUAUUAAGGAAUAAAUAUAAAAAUUCAUAG